This is a messenger RNA of Fundulus heteroclitus (mummichog), 8725 nucleotides long. RefSeq names its product talin 2a (gene tln2a). Gene Ontology annotation, cellular component: ruffle; plasma membrane; cytoskeleton. Gene Ontology annotation, biological process: cell-cell adhesion. The record is from RefSeq and is a predicted model, not a curated record. Lineage: Eukaryota; Metazoa; Chordata; Actinopteri; Cyprinodontiformes; Fundulidae. Gene Ontology annotation, molecular function: integrin binding; actin filament binding; structural constituent of cytoskeleton.
CACGUCUAACAACAGUGUCGCCUCGCCGCUCUCUCUCUCUCUCUCGCACACACACACACUGUCCGGGGCCACUUGGAAAUUUCUCUCACCGCGCAGGAUAUUUCAGUGCUAAGCAGCGGGGCUGCAGGGCUGGCGGUAAAUGUGCAUCUUGUCGCUGGAAAUGCCCCAGCAGCGCAUCUGAAGCUGUGAAGAUCAGCAGAUAGCCCCCGGACUGCGUUUUGCUCAACAAAAAGGCGUAGCUGCUGUCCCUGCCUACACCGCCAGCCAAGAUGGUCGUGCUGUCGCUCAAAAUCUGCGUGCGCCAAUGCAACGUUGUGAAGACGAUGCAGUUCGAGCCCUCCACAGCUGUCUACGAUGCGUGCAGGAUUAUCCGAGAGAGGGUCCCCGAGGCUCAAACUGGACAGGCCUCGGAUUACGGCCUCUUCCUGUCCGAUGAAGACCCCAGGAAAGGGAUCUGGUUGGAGUCUGGAAGGACCCUGGACUAUUACAUGCUCCGUAACGGGGAUAUUCUUGAAUACAAGAAGAAGCAGAGGCCCCAGAAAAUCAAAAUGUUGGAUGGAGCCGUUAAAACAAUCAUGGUGGAUGACUCAAAAACUGUGGGCGAGCUGCUUGUGACUAUUUGCAGCAGAAUAGGAAUCACAAACUAUGAGGAGUACUCUCUGAUCCAGGAGACGGUGGAGGAAAAGAAAGAGGAUGGUAUGGGUACACUGAAGAAGGACAGGACACUGCUGCGGGAUGAGAGGAAGAUGGAGAAGCUGAAAGCCAAACUGCACACAGACGAUGAUUUGAACUGGCUGGACCACAGCAGAACAUUCAGAGAGCAGGGCGUGGACGAGAACGAGACCCUCCUGCUUAGACGCAAGUUCUUCUACUCGGACCAGAACGUGGACUCAAGAGACCCUGUCCAACUCAACCUGCUUUACGUACAGGCACGAGACGACAUCCUAAACGGUUCCCACCCAGUGUCAUUUGACAAAGCCUGUGAGUUCGGAGGCAUCCAGGCCCAGAUCCAGUUUGGACCUCACAUAGAGCAUAAACACAAGCCUGGAUUCUUGGAUCUGAAGGAGUUCUUGCCCAAAGAGUACAUAAAGCAGCGAGGAGCUGAGAAGAAAAUAUUUCAGGAACACAAAAACUGCGGAGAGAUGACAGAGAUCGAAGCCAAAGUGAAGUAUGUCAAACUGGCGCGGUCUUUGCGGACGUACGGUGUCUCCUUCUUCCUCGUCAAGGAAAAGAUGAAGAGCAAGAACAAGCUUGUGCCUCGGCUCCUGGGUAUCACGAAGGAAUCGGUGAUGAGAGUGGAUGAGAAGACCAAAGAUGUGGUUCAGGAGUGGCCGCUCACCACCGUGAAGAGGUGGGCCGCGUCCCCCAAGAGCUUUACGCUGGACUUCGGGGAGUACCAGGAGAGCUACUACUCGGUGCAGACCACCGAAGGGGAACAGAUCUCUCAGCUCAUCGCCGGCUAUAUUGAUAUCAUCCUCAAAAAGAAGCAAAGCAAGGACCGUUUUGGGUUAGAAGGUGAUGAGGAGUCAACAAUGCUGGAGGAAUCGGUUUCUCCUAAAAAGCCGCCGCCUCCAACAAGAACACAGCAGCUCACCAGCAGCUGGUGCAGAGCUGUAAGGCUGUUGCAGACCACAUCCCGCAGCUCGUCCAAGGAGUACGAGGCAGCCAGGCCAAACCGGAGGACCUGAGUGCACAGCUGGCCCUUAUCAUUGCCAGCCAGAACUUCCUGCAGCCCGGUAGUAAGAUGGUGACCUCGGCCAAGUCGUCUGUUCCCACCGUGACCGAUCAGGCCGCAGCCAUGCAACUGGGUCAGUGUGCCAAAAACCUGGCCACCUGCCUGGCUGAGCUGAGGACGUCUGCGCAGAAGGCUCAUGAAGCUUGUGGCCCCAUGGAGAUCGACUCUGCGCUCACUGCCAUCCAGACGCUGAGAAGCGAGCUGCAAGAUGCGAAGCUGGCUGCAGCCAACGCUCAGCUCAAACCUCUGCCUGGAGAGUCGUUGGAAAGGUGUGCUCAGGAUCUGGGCAGCACCUCAAAGGCGGUGGGAUCCUCCAUGGCUCAGCUGCUUACAUGUGCAGCUCAAGGAAAUGAGCAUUACACUGGAGUGGCUGCCAGAGAGACAGCCCAGGCCUUGAGGACCCUCGGCCAGGCAGCUCGCGGCGUUGCUGCGUCCACCACGGACCCCAAGGCUGCGGCGGCCAUGCUGGACUCGGCCCGGGAUGUCAUGGAGGGCUCGGCGCUUCUGAUCCACGAGGCCAAGCAGGCGUUGAUUUCCGACGGAGACGCUGAGAGCCAGCAGAGGCUGGCUCAGGUGGCCAAAGCCGUCUCUCAUUCCCUGAAUAACUGCGUCAACUGUUUGCCCGGCCAGAAGGACGUCGACAUGGCUCUGAAAAGCAUCGGCGAGGCCAGCAAGAAACUUCUGAUUGAAACAAUCCCUCCGUCCUCCAAGUCGUUUCAAGAGGCCCAGAACGAUCUGACUCAGACCGCAGCGGACCUGAACCAGUCGGCGGGGGAGGUGGUCCACGCCUCCAGAAGCUCCAGCAACCAGCUGGCCUCAGCCUCCGGGAAGUUCAGUCAGGACUUUGAUGAGUUUCUGGAUGCUGGCAUAGAAAUGGCCGGACACACGCAGAAAAAGGAUGACCAGGUGCAAGUGAUUGGUAACCUGAAAAACAUCUCCAUGGCGUCCAGCAAACUGCUGUUGGCUGCGAAAAGUCUGUCUGUGGACCCAGCAGCUGCAAACGCCAAAAAUCUGCUUGCUGCUGCUGCAAGGGCUGUGACUGAUAGCAUCAACCAGCUGAUCACGCUGUGCACGCAGCAGGCGCCCGGCCAGAAGGAGUGUGACAACGCCCUUAGAGAGCUGGAGGCUGUCAGAGGGAUGCUGGACAACCCCAGUGAACCGAUCAGUGACCUCUCUUACUUUGACUGCAUUGAGAGCGUGAUGGAGAACUCCAAGGUCCUGGGAGAGUCCAUGGCUGGCAUUUCUCAGAACUGCAAGACCGGGGACGUGCCUGCGUUUGGAGACUGUGUCGGCUCAGCCUCCAAAGCCCUGUGCGGCCUCACUGAAGCUGCAGCGCAGGCCUCCUACUUGGUGGGUGUGUCGGAUCCCAACAGUCAGGCAGGCCACCAGGGACUGGUGGACCCCAUCCAGUUUGCUAGAGCCAACCAGGCUAUCCAGAUGGCCUGUCAGAACCUAGUGGACCCACAAAGCAGCCCCUCCCAGGUGUUGUCUGCAGCCACAAUCGUUGCAAAGCACACUUCUGCAUUGUGCAACGCCUGCCGUCUGGCCUCCUCCAAGACUACCAACCCAGUUGCUAAAAGGCACUUUGUGCAAUCUGCCAAGGAGGUGGCUAAUACCACUGCCAACCUAGUCAAAACUAUCAAGGCUCUAGAUGGGGAUUUCUCGGAAGAGAACAGAAACAGGUGUCGAGUUGCCACAGCUCCGCUCAUCGAAGCAGUGGAGAACCUGACGACGUUCGCCUCCAACCCAGAGUUUGCCAGCGUGCCGGCUAAAAUCAGCAACGAGGGCUCGACGGCUCAGGAACCCAUCCUCCAGUCGGCGCGCUCCAUGCUCGACAGCUCCACCCACCUGCUCAAAACGGCACGGUCGCUGGUCAUCAACCCCAAGGACCCGCCCACUUGGUCCGUUCUGGCGGGUCACUCUCGCACCGUCUCUGACUCCAUCAAGAGUCUGAUCACAGCCAUCCGGGACAAGGCCCCCGGCCAGCGGGAGUGCGACUCGUCAAUCGAUAAUAUUAACAAAUGUAUCCGAGACAUUGAGCAGGCCUCUCUGGCGGCCGUCAGCCAGAACUUACCCAGCAGGGACGACAUCUCGCUGGAGGCGCUACAGGAGCAGCUGACGUCCUCUGUGCAGGAAAUUGGCUACCUAAUUGACCCCGUUUCCACAGCUGCCAGAGGCGAAGCUUCCCAACUAGGACACAAGGUGACCCAGCUGGCGGGUUACUUUGAACCUCUCAUCAAGGCGUCUGUGGGCGUCGCCUCCAAGCUCAGUGACCACCAGCAGCAGAUGACUUUCCUGGACCAAACUAAGACCCUGGCUGAGUCUGCUCUGCAGAUGCUCUACGCUGCCAAGGAGGGUGGAGGAAAUCCCAAGGCUUCCCAUACGCAUGACGCCAUAGCGGAGGCAGCUCAGCUCAUGAAGGAGGCGGUGGAUGAUAUGAUGGUGACGCUGAACGAAGCUGCCAGCGAGGUGGGGAUGGUGGGAGGAAUGGUGGAGUCUAUCGCCGAGGCCAUGGCCAAGCUGGAUGAGGGGACGCCUGCUGAGCCUGAAGGUUCCUUUGUUGAUUACCAGACGAAUAUGGUAAAACAUUCAAAGGCCAUUGCAGUCACGGCUCAGGAAAUGAUGACCAAAUCGGUGACCAGUCCAGAUGAGCUGGGGGCGCUCGCCUCUCAAGUGACCGUGGAUUACAGCCAGCUGGCUGUUCAGGGGCGGCUGGCUGCGCACACCGCUGAGCCAGAAGAGAUCGGCUUCCAGAUCAAGAGCCGCGUGCAGGAGCUCGGUCACGGCUGUAUCUACCUGGUCCAGAAGGCUGGAGCUUUACAGAUCAGCCCUUCGGACAGCUUCACCAAGCGAGAGCUCAUUGACUGCGCCCGUGCUGUCACAGAGAAGGUGUCCUUGGUGCUAUCAGCCCUCCAGGCUGGCAAUAAGGGCACCCAAGCCUGCAUCACAGCUGCCAGCGCGGUGUCGGGCAUAAUCGCAGAUCUGGACACCACCAUCAUGUUUGCAUCAGCCGGCACACUCAAUGCAGAGAAUGACGAGUCCUUCGCAGACCACAGGGAAAAUAUUCUGAAGACUGCCAAAGCCCUGGUUGAGGACACCAAGAUGCUCGUGUCCGGAGCCGCUUCCGGUCAGGACCGGUUGGCCCACGCCGCCCAGUCUUCUGCCAAAACCAUCACCCAGCUCACCGAUGUGGUCAAACUGGGAGCGGCCAGCAUCGGCUCUGACGACCCCGAAACCCAGGUGGUCCUGAUAAACGCAGUUAAAGAUGUGGCCAAGGCGCUAGCAGAGCUCAUUAGUGCCACCAAGUGUGCAGCAGGGAAGGCAGCAGAUGAUCCUUCCAUGUAUCAGCUGAAGAGCGCCGCCAAGGUGAUGGUGACCAACGUGACUUCCCUGCUGAAGACUGUCAAGGCUGUGGAGGACGAGGCUACCCGCGGCACCAGGGCGCUUGAGGCUACCAUCGAGUGCAUCAAACAGGAAAUGUCGUUGUUUCAGUCCAGGGACACUCCAAACAAGACCACCACGCCAGAGGAGUUCAUACGCAUGACUAAGGGCAUCACCUUAGCCACCGCCAAAGCUGUGGCGGCAGGAAACUCGGCACGCCAGGAGGACAUCAUCCAUACGGCCAACCUGAGCCGCAAAGCCAUCUCUGACAUGCUGACGACCUGCAAGCAAGCGGCAUACCAUCCAGAGGUCAGCAAGGAGGUCAAGAGCAGAGCACUGAUGUUCGGAGCGGAAUGCACAACUGGAUACAUCGAUCUGCUGGAACAGGUGCUGUUGGUCAUGCAGAAGCCCACAGCAGAGCAGAAGCAGCACCUGGCAGCUUGCUCCAAACGUGUGGCUGGCGCCGUCACGGAGCUCAUCCAGACCGCCGAGGCCAUGAAAGAUGGAGGUUCGGAGUGGGUGGACCCUGAGGAUCCAACAGUGAUCGCAGAGACGGAGCUGCUCGGAGCCGCGGCGUCCAUUGAGGCAGCAGCGAAGAAGCUGGAGCAGCUCAAACCCAGAGCAAAGCCAAAGCAAGCAGACGAGACGCUGAACUUUGAGGAGCAGAUCCUGGAGGCGGCCAAGUCCAUCGCCGCAGCCACCAGCGCUUUGGUCAAAUCUGCCUCAGCCGCUCAGAGGGAGCUGGUGGCCCAGGGAAAAGUGGGCUCCAUCCCUGCCAACGCCGUGGACGACGGACAGUGGUCCCAGGGGCUCAUCUCUGCUGCGCGUAUGGUAGCCGCAGCGACAAGCAACCUGUGCGAAGCGGCCAACGCCUCAGUGCAAGGCCACGCGAGCGAGGAGAAGCUCAUCUCCUCAGCCAAGCAGGUGGCGGCCUCCACCGCCCAGCUGCUGGUGGCCUGCAAGGUGAAGGCGGACCAGGACUCCGAGGCCAUGAGAAGACUGCAGAUUGCAGGGAAUGCAGUAAAAAAGGCGUCGGAUAAUUUGGUGCGGGCGGCUCAGAAAGCAGCGUUUGACAAAGCGGAUGAGGACAAUGUGGUUGUUAAGACGAAGUUUGUGGGUGGAAUAGCGCAGAUCAUUGCAGCCCAGGAGGAGAUGUUGCGGAAGGAAAGGGAGCUGGAGGAAGCCAGGAAGAAGCUGGCGCAGAUCAGGCAGCAGCAGUACAAGUUCCUGCCAAGCGAGCUGCGAGAGGACAGCAACUAAUACCGGCCGUGUGACGUUACAUCGGUGUGAGGAGCUCGCUUCCGUUAGGUGUGACGCACCUGGACAGGUGUAUGACCCACAGUGACUUCUGUGACCGGUUCUUGGACAAAAAAACCCCAGUAAAGCUUAAGCGAAAUCUUCAUUGCAUGAAAAGAUCUUAAAUUCAACUACGAGUGAGUUUAAUAUGCUACUGCGUGGAGCCGAUUAACUCCUACAGACAACAUAAAGAUUGUGGUGAGCGGACUGUUGGUAAUAACUACUUAACCCAGAAUGUGACUAUCCUCGGACAAACAGCACAGCUCAUAUAUGCUUUUGUUUGUUUUCCAUUUUUCGGUUUGCAGCUCCAUUGUAAAAGCUUUCAAAUGAACAACAGAUUGUACUGCUGUCUUUAUCCCUUAGCCAUAUAAACGCAACACGAAUCAGAAAGCAAAAAAAUAAAAAAAAAAAAUCCCCAGAACCUUUGAGCUCAGUACUCUGACUGCGUGAAUGUUGGCCUUUAUGCUCCAGUUUGCACCUUGACGUCUGUGUGAAUCAUGUCAGCCGCUGUGGCAUGUCUUCGCUUUAAUCCGGUGGUCAUCCAUAAUAUGAAGAAAGACGAUUCACUUGUUUCAGUUUUUUUUUUCCUAGUCUCUGUAGGAAAAACUUACGAAGAUGCAGCACAUUUUCCUCGUUUCUCAAAGACACUACAGUUCAUCACGUGCAACCGCUGUGUUACCAUGUGAAUGUUUUUUUUUGUUGUAUUUUUUUUUUUUACACAGGAAAAAGUGUUAACACAGAGAUUAUUUAUUACAGCAGGAUAUUUUUAACUGGGAGGGCUCUUUUUUUUUUUUUUUUUUUCCUCAGCGUCAGACGUGGUCUCAGUUUAUAGCAACCAACAGCAGAGGAUUGUGUGGCUUCCAGGCAGGCUGUCUGAUAUUCUCCCAAACCAUAAAACAUGUUCUUUUUAAUUGCUCGUCCUUUCAAGCAAUGAGAUGCAAAGUAUGAACAAUGCAAUAACAUAACAGGUGCUUUAGGGGGCAGCAUUGGUUACCUUCACGCCAUGCAGAAAUAAAAUACAAUCCAGGGAAAUGUGUUUGUUUUUUUUAAAUGAAUAAUUAUUUGCUGGUACAGAUUGGAUGAUCUUUGUAACCUGGCAGUUGCACAAUUAAAGUUAAGGGUAUAUUUCUUAAAAAAAAAAAAAGCCACUUGUUAAAAACCUAAAAGUUGAUUUAAUUAGGAUAAUAUAUUUGUCUCUUCUACGGUUACUUGAUGACAAUUUUUAAAGCAAUAUCCUCACUGCCUGGAAUUUAUUUUAGUCAAAUUAAGCAACAAAACACUUUGCAAUAAUUUAGAUCUCUCAAGCGUUUGGCUGCUAAGUUUAAAAGUGAAGCAAGUGCAAAGAUAAUCACUUAGAUCUGUCUCGCUUUUCCUCGCUGCUCUGCAAAACUCUAAUAAACAAGCAGAACAAGCUUUUGUUUACAGCGUUUGAUUGUGAUGCGUCAUCUAACUGUUCCUUCGUCUUAUUCUAGAGACCGUGUUUCAGUUUGAAGUUACACUACACUGUAAGUUUAGGUACUGCUGUGAGGAUGCAACGGUUCAGGUGCAACUUCUUUUUUUUUUUUUAAGUUAAGAGACUUCUCAGUUGAUUUCUGGGAGUGCAAUCCAUGUGUGAACAUUUUGAAAGAGAUGGGGGAGCAUUCACCGCUUAUAAGUACAGUCUGUAGUGUUAUUAUUAGUGCCUUAGUCGUUUACCCAUACAGCAUCUGCUGCUGCAGUGACAGCGUCACGUAGAAGACAAGUUAUUGCUCCGAAACGUAGGUUCAUAUCUGUGGUAUUUUUUAACGCACUGUUCCUUUAAGUGCUAAAACAACUGCACCUCGAUCUCUCCUCUCUGCCACAUGUGAAGCCUUUUCUGGGGGCUGACAAAGGGACCGUCUGCCAGUCAGAAAACGAAAUGUGUUGAAGUGUGAAAUGUACUAUAUAACAUAUAUGAACACAUUUUUGUACUGAAUUUUACGGGCAUAUAUAACCACAGUGCUUCUGAACAAAAACACCCACCAGAGACUGUAGAGUUUCAACCAACUGCUUUGUGUGUAGUGAAGUCCCUGACAUUUUACGGAUGAAUUUUGUUUUCUUGUGCUUCUAAGACCCAUUGAAAGAUAAAUGUGAUAGGAAUAUUUCAGUAUAUCUGUCACUGUUUUUAUUGCCGUGUGGAGUAAAUAAAAGUGUUCCCCUGACCCUAAAGGAAACUAAAUUACAAGGUUGCUACACUAAAGAUGAAUGACAACAUAGGAUACUGAAGAUAUUUAUCUGGCCUCGAUAAAACCUAUUUUUUUGUAUUAACUGAAAAUAAAGCAUUUCCAUGUACUU